UAAAGCUGUGUUGUGCCAGGGAGUGUGGUUACUAAGUCAACAUUGAUCUUGUUGAAUUGUCUUUGGCCUGCGUGUCUUUUCCUUUGUUGCCAGGUCAAUGGCUCUUGGUGGUGCUUUAAAGGCACUCCACUUGAUUUUACUAGUUUUGUGCUGUGUUUUUGCACAAAAAGAUGGUGGCUUUGCUGUUUCUCCAAGAGACUGCCCCCAUGCUGGCCUUGUUCCUGGCAGCUUGAGCCCCUCCCAGAGUCAAGCUAGCUUAGGGAGCUUUAAGCCUGGUCCAGCCCAGCUGUCCCCAAAUGUCUAUGGUUCUGCUUUACGUGGGCUUUCCCCUGAAAGCUCUGCUUCAGUUAAACUUGCUUCUAGUAACUCUUGGAUGGCAAAUUUGCCAGGUUCUAGCAACUAUAACCCUGUUACUCCUAAGCCUGCUGCAAAUGGAUGUAUUACUGGAAGUUCUGGUUAUCCCCAGACAUGCUCUGAUACUAUGCAGAGCAUUGGUUCCCAGGGUGGGAUUGGAUCUGCUGAAAAACUGGGUACUCUGCCUGGUUAUGUGUCUAAUCCCAUACAGAAUGUGGGCUCCUUGAGUGGUGGUUCCAAUGCCAUGGGCCCUCAAGCAGUUUCUGGUUCUGCUCCAAGCCCAGGAACCCAGACUUACUAUGGUUCUGUAUCUACUCAAAGCCAAGAUGCAUUAAGUUAUGGCUCUCAGUGGACUGCUCCUUCUCCAAAAGGAAUUGGUUCCCAAAUGAGCUCUAGUUCUACUUUGCCAAUUGAUGGUCCUACUCAAUGGCUGGGCUUCCAGGGUGGUUCUAAACAUCGUCUAGGUACAGGCUCCCAGCCUAGCUACAGUUCUGGUUUGGACCUUGGUGUUUCUCAGGGAUUGUAUGGUUACUCUCAGCUCAGUGCUACAUCUGACCAGGUGGCUAAUUAUGUAUCCGGCCUAAAAAAAGGGUCACUCCCAACUUCUACCCAGUGGGUGGGAUCUGAGACCUUAGGCGUUCAGAGUUCUCAUAGCUUUCCUGGUUCUGGAUAUUUGCUUGGUGGAGCCUCUAGUGCAACACCUGGCCCUGCCUUAGGAAUAGGAUAUCGGCUUGGUAGUGCAUCUGUACCUGUCAAAGGCAUAGGGUACCAGCUUGGUGUCGCUUCUGGACCAGCCCAGGGGGCAGGGUACCAGCUUGGUGUUCCUUCUGGACCAACAAAAGGGGCAGGGUAUCCGCUUGGUGGCGUCUUUAGGGCUACACCUGGGCCUGGCCAGGGAGUAGGGUAUCCGCUUGGUGGCGUCAUUAAGGUUACACCUGGGCCUGGCCAGGGAGUAGGGUAUCCGCUUGGUGGUGUCUUUAGGGCUACACCUGGGCCUGGCCAGGGAAUAGGAACUCGGCUUGGUGCCUCUGGACCUGGCAAAGGAGGGUAUCCGCUUGGUGGCGUCUUUAGGGCUACACCUGGGCCUGGCCAGGGAGUAGGAAGUCAGCUUGGUGGUGUCUAUAGGGUUACACCAGGGCCUGUCCAGGGAGUAGGAAGUCAGCUUGGUGGUGUCUAUAUGGUUACACCUGGGCCUGGCCAGGAAGUAGGAACUCCACUUGGUGGUGUCUUUAGGGCUACACCUGGGCCUGUCCAGGGAGUAGAGUAUCCGCUUGCUGGUGUCUUUAGGGCUACACCUGGGCCUGUCCAGGGAGUAGGAACUCAGCUUGGUGCCUCUGGACCUGGCAAAGGAGGGUAUCUGCUUGUCGCUUCUGGACCAACAAAAGGGGUAGGGUACCAGCUUGGUGUUCCUUCUGGACCAGCCCAGGGAGUAGGGUACCCGCUUGGUGUCGCUUCUGGACCAGCCCAGGGAGCAGGGUAUCCGCUUGUCGCUGCUUCUGGACCAACAAAAGGGGUAGGGUACCAGCUUGGUGGUGCUUCUGGACCAGCCCAGGGAGUAGGGUACCCGCUUGGUGUCGCUUCUGGACCAGCCCAGGGAGCAGGGUAUCCGCUUGUCGCUGCUUCUGGACCAACAAAAGGGGUAGGGUACCAGCUCGGUGGUGCUUCUGGACCAGCCCAGGGAGUAGGGUACCAGCUUGGUGUUCCUUCUGGGCCUGGCCAGGGAGUAGGGUACCCGCUUGGUGUCGCUUCUGGACCAGCCCAGGGAGCAGGGUACCCGCUUGGUGUCGCUUCUGGACCAGCCCAGGGAGCAGGGUACCCGCUUGGUGUCGCUUCUGGACCAGCCCAGGGAGCAGGGUACCCGCUUGGUGUCGCUUCUGGACCAGCCCAGGGAGCAGGGUACCCGCUUGGUGCUGCUUCUGGACCAACAAAAGGGGUAGGGUACCCGCUUGGUGCUGCUUCUGGACCAACAAAAGGGGUAGGGUACCCGCUUGGUGUCGCUUCUGGACCAGCCCAGGGAGCAGGGUACCCGCUUGGUGUCGCUUCUGGACCAGCCCAGGGAGCAGGGUAUCCGCUUGUCGCUGCUUCUGGACCAACAAAAGGGGUAGGGUACCAGCUCGGUGGUGCUUCUGGACCAGCCCAGGGAGUAGGGUACCAGCUUGGUGUUCCUUCUGGACCAGCCCAGGGAGUAGGGUACCCACUUGGUGGUAUUAAGGUUACACCUGGGCCUGGCCAGGGAGUAGGGUACCAGCUUGGUGUCGCUUUUGGACCAGCCCAGGGAGCAGGGUACCCGCUUGGUGUUCCUUCUGGACCAGCCCAGGGAGCAGGGUACCCGCUUGGUGUUCCUUCUGGACCAGCUCAGGGGGCAGGGUAUCCGCUUGGUGGCAUCAUUAAGGUUACACCUGGGCCUGGCCAGGGAGUAGGGUAUCCGCUUGGUGGUGUCUUUAGGGCUACACCUGGGCCUGGCCAGGGAGUAGGAACUCGGCUUGGUGCCUCUGGACCUGGCAAAGGAGGGUAUCCGCUUGGUGGUGUCUUUAGGGCUACACCUGGGCCUGGCCAGGGAGUAGGAAGUCAGCUUGGUGGUGUCUAUAGGGUUACACCAGGGCCUGUCCAGGGAGUAGGAACUCAGCUUGGUGGUGUCUAUAUGGUUACACCUGGGCCUGGCCAGGAAGUAGGAACUCCGCUUGGUGGUGUCUUUAGGGCUACACCUGGGCCUGUCCAGGGAGUAGAGUAUCCGCUUGCUGGUGUCUUUAGGGCUACACCUGGGCCUGUCCAGGGAGUAGGAACUCAGCUUGGUGCCUCUGGACCUGGCAAAGGAGGGUAUCCGCUUGUCACUUCUGGACCAACAAAAGGGGUAGGGUACCAGCUUGGUGUUCCUUCUGGACCAGCUCAGGGAGUAGGGUAUCUGCUUGGUGCUGCUUCUGGACCAACAAAAGGGGUAGGGUACCCGCUUGGUGUCGCUUCUGGACCAGCCCAGGGGGUAGGGUAUCUGCUUGGUGCUGCUUCUGGACCAACAAAAGGGGUAGGGUACCAGUUUGGUGCCGCUUCUGGACCUGCCCAGGGAGUAGGGUACCCGCUUGGUGGCAUCAUUAGGGUUACACCUGGGCCUGUCCAGGGAGUAGGAACUCAGCUUGGUGGUGUGUCUAGCAUUACCCCACUAACAAGGUCCCAUAACUUUGCUUUUGCUCAGGAUAGUAAGCUUGGUUAUCCCUAUGUUCAAAGUGUGCCUGCUGGACAAGGCAUCCAUCCUCAGGCUAGUUUAGUUCAGACCCGGAAAUUCCAUUAUGACACGGCUCACAGCCUAGAUGUUCAGCCUGGUUAUGGCCCUAGCUUAACCUGCUCCACUGGUUCCCCACAAGUGGGUUCACAGGGUACAUCUAGUUCAGAUCAAAGUGUAGGCUCACAAGUUGGUACACGUCUACAUCAGUUGCUAGGAUUCCCACUUGGCACUAUAUCCUUUAAAAGUGCAGAUGCCUUAAGUCGUCAGUUCAAGAAAUCCACGUGAAACCUUAUUCCAGGGAAUUGCUGAAACCACACUGGUUCUCCUGUCAUGAAUUUGGUCCUGCCCUGGAAAAGCUGUCCUGACCUGUACCUCUUCAGAAAUCUAAAUGCACUUCAACAGUUCUAUAGCCUACUUGCCUUUUGUGCUUAAUUGAUGGGUAUCAAACUGUUAUUGGUCAAUUAAAAUGACGCUGAAUUCAAA
Messenger RNA from Brienomyrus brachyistius, 4054 nucleotides. Its product is annotated as fibroin heavy chain-like. NCBI's taxonomy places the organism in Eukaryota, Metazoa, Chordata, Actinopteri, Osteoglossiformes, Mormyridae. Bases 98 to 3856 code for a protein of 1252 amino acids. The record is from RefSeq and is a predicted model, not a curated record. The transcript has 5 exons.